GAUGCGCGAAUAAAGGCAUAUUAUAUUUGGGCAACAUGACACGAGCAGUUUUGGUAGUGGUUUUAGCUGUGAUGGCGAUUGGAUUAUCUGCACGCGGCAUUCGCGUAAGACGCGGCUACAACAACAGCGGCUACGGCUCAGGCGGGUACGGGCGCGGGAGCGAUGAGGGCGACGCCAGCGUCAGCCAGGAGGGCAGCAGUGGCUGCAAUGGCAGCGGCAAUAGCGGGAGAGGCUAUGGGAACAGCGGCAGUCGCGAGCUGGCCUACCACAAGGACGGGCGGUCGUCCUCCGAGCGCGUGCGAGGAGGACGCUCCUUCGCGUCCGCCUCCGCCUCCGCCACCGCCUUCAAUCAAAACCUGAGGAGCAACCUCGUUAAAGCAUAGUUGUUGGGAUGAAACUGAUAAUUAAUAUGGGGCUAGUUAAGAAUUAGUUUGUAGACUUUUGUAUAAUUAGAUAAAGCAUAGCAUAG
Messenger RNA from Ostrinia nubilalis (European corn borer), 469 nucleotides. Its product is annotated as keratin, type I cytoskeletal 9-like. The coding region runs from base 36 to 383 and encodes 115 amino acids. The transcript is spliced from 3 exons. The record is from RefSeq and is a predicted model, not a curated record. Lineage: Eukaryota; Metazoa; Arthropoda; Insecta; Lepidoptera; Crambidae.